GUUCUCUCUCAAGAUCGCACCGCUGUGCGAGAGCAGUAACACUCUUACUCUUCUCGGAGGCCAAGAGGUUGAGACCAACACCAAUAUCGGCACCCCCCUGUGUUGGUGCCAAUUUCCAAGCCUCCAAUCUUCGUCUGUAUAUAGAUCAAGAAAGCUGAUACCGUAGCUGUCGUUUUAAGCCUGCGUGCCGUAGAAAUGGUCUUCAUCAGGCUUCUCAACUUGACGACAUCGUGCCUGCUGCAACUGGCUGCCGGCAUACAGUCAUACACGUUCCUGGGACAGGAGGCCCAGCCCAUUGCUGUCGACCCAGCCUCGUGCCUCGAGGCCGUCAUCGUGGAGCCACGAAAGCUUCGAACCAUCGCGACAGCGCUCGAAAGUGCAGCGCUUUCGAAUAACGCCGACUUUGAUCUGCUUACUAUUGCUGUGGGGGAUGAGAACGGAGAGUACGUCAAGCAAUUGGUCCAAAACAGCUCAGUUUUGCUCAAGCUGCGCAUGCAGGGCCUCCUGCGAUUCCGGAAGCUCCCGUUCAGAGACCUUGGCGGCAACAGUUUCGACGGUACGAAUCGAACCGCCAAUCCUCGAGGGCACCAUGAUCAGUACAGCCGUGUGUUGAUGAGCGCAGAGUUUUGGGAAGGUUUCACCUGCAAUCGCAUCCUGCUUAUGCAGAGCGACACGGUGCUGUGUUCCAACUCGAAUGUGAAGUUAUCUGACUAUUUCAAAUACGAGUACGUGGGAGGCCGCACUCACAAUUUGGACAAGAAGUAUUUCCCUGGCAGGAGGCACUUGAAUGGGGGGCUUUCGUUUCGAAACCGACUCGGCAUGCUCCGAUGCAUCAAGUCGUUGGCAUCUUAUCCAGAUGAUGUUCGGCUCUGGCUCGAUCAGCUCCCAGAGGACGGCUUCUUCUCCAAUUGCAAGGAGUUGGAGCAGCCUUCUGGCCCAGUUCUGCGCCGUUUCGCGAUCGCUUCCGGGAGCUUCGAGAUGGAGCCGGACCAGGUGCCCUUCGGCGUCCACAGCCCAUGGCAGGAGUCCAGCUGUAAGGGGUGCAGCAAGUCUAAUCUGCAGCACUGCGUGGGCGCCAUCAAGCUCCUCCAGGACACAAACCCCAGGCGUGCCAGGAAGAUCAUGAAGUCUCUGAAGCUGGGGAAAUGGCGGUGAUUCAAGGGGCUCAGUUACUGCAACAUCGAGGUCUUGGAAUGACCGCCCCCGCUCACUGUUCGGCCCGUUUUGGGCCUGGCAUGGCGGGAUGUACCACCAGCCAUCUUGCAGUUGGCAGGCGUUUUCGCUCGCAAACAUCAUGUUGACUCGGGCGCUCCCCACCAAAAUUCUUGACGCUUCGCGUGGAUGCCUUCUCGCCCUCCCGUUCUCGUGCCGCGGCUCGCCCUCCUUCUCUCCCUGGGAAGAGCUGCUCGCGUGUCCGCGCCGCUGGACAAUUCGGACGGCUCGCGGGCUCCGCUUCAUCCAUCUGUGUGGGCUCCAGUGACUUGCUGGGUUUCUCCUGCACGAUUUUGUUGACGGACGGUCCUGGGGCCUGGCGAGGGCCCCCAGGAGCCGAACACCGCCACCCCCGUCGUAUUUCGUUCACAGCGCACUGGCGUGUGGGUUUUGCUGAUGGGAGAAAUCACGG
Molecule: messenger RNA, 1624 nt
Organism: Prorocentrum cordatum
Lineage: Eukaryota; Dinophyceae; Prorocentrales; Prorocentraceae
Source: the annotation of a GenBank genome assembly